AUGGCCCAGCAGGUGCCCAAGUCAGGGCUGUUGGAGUGUCCAGGUAAUAUCUGUGGAUCACCCAUUGCAGAGGCAGUUUCCAGAAUACUUGUAACUGAUCAAAACGUUUCACAUAAUUGGUUAGACAGUGCAGUGACAUCCACGUAUGGAAUAGGAAACCCUCCUGAUUACCCAGGGCUUACCUGCUUCAAGAAUUAGCAUGGUGCUCCCAUGAACCACAUUGCCCCCGCAGGUAAAGAAGGUGUUGCCACAUUUGCUUAUAUACUGUGUAUGGAUGAAAGCAACCUGAGAGAUUUGACUAGAAAAAGUAAUCAAGCUAGAAACAGCAAAGCUAUACUUGAACUACUUGGGAGCUGCAAUCCACAAAAACAACUUAUUAUUGAAGACCCCUAUCAUGGGGAUGACUCUAGCUUUGAAAUAGUCUACCAGUAG
Molecule: messenger RNA, 432 nt
Organism: Rhinolophus ferrumequinum (greater horseshoe bat)
Lineage: Eukaryota; Metazoa; Chordata; Mammalia; Chiroptera; Rhinolophidae
Product: low molecular weight phosphotyrosine protein phosphatase-like
Biological process (GO): protein dephosphorylation
Cellular component (GO): cytoplasm
Molecular function (GO): non-membrane spanning protein tyrosine phosphatase activity; acid phosphatase activity
Source: RefSeq, a predicted model, not a curated record